AUGAGGGUCCUGCUCUCAAUCCUGGGGGUCUUCGCCUUGUUAUCCAUAGUUCCUCUGGCCAGAAGCUCCCUUGGGAACAAGAAGUGCUCUUCAGUGUACCUUCACUGCAAAAUGAGGUGUGACGCUAACGAAUAUGCAGUCAAGUACUGUGAGGACUGGACCAUCUGCUGCUUGGUAAAGAAGAAGGAAGUGAAGAAGAAAAAGAUGUGGUGA
Molecule: messenger RNA, 213 nt
Organism: Acomys russatus (golden spiny mouse)
Lineage: Eukaryota; Metazoa; Chordata; Mammalia; Rodentia; Muridae
Product: beta-defensin 43-like
Exons: 2
Coding region: 1-213 (70 amino acids)
Biological process (GO): innate immune response
Cellular component (GO): extracellular region
Source: RefSeq, a predicted model, not a curated record